GAGGAGAGAAGAAGAAGUGAGAGAGUGAGCUGUAUCCUCUCGGAGGCCUGAACUGUGUGAUUCUGCUGCAGCUUCUCUCUGUCACUGCCUGACUGAUCCGAACAGAUGAUGUCAUCAGAGCACCUGACCUGUGGUUGGCUGCAGCAGCUACUCGUUGUGCUUCUGAAGCUUUGCCUCGCUUUUGCUGGGCCUUUGCGACCGCUCGACGGGACAGAAUGCACAGCCAAGGGUCCUGCUUCCUACAUCCUGGUCUUUACAGGUCACUGGAGCCCACAGGCCUUCCCCAAGCAGUAUCCGCUGUUCCGACCCCCUGCACAGUGGUCCAAACUCAUAGCGGUCAGCCAUAAUCGCCAUUUUCGGCUGUGGGAGGAGGGUGCUCCAGCCAGUGCAGGGGUGCAGCACUUCGCUGAACUCGGGGUGACGGUGGAGCUGAUGAAGGCGGCCAAGGAGGCCAGGAAGAGACGCGCGGUCGGCGCCAUGUACCGAACGGCCGGCAUCCCUAACGGCAUCGGGCACAGCUCCACGGAGUUGCUCAUGCAGCCCCGCAGCUCAUUGUUGUCCCUGAUGGUGAAGAUGAUCCCCAGCCCCGACUGGUUCGUCGGCGUGGACAGCCUAAACCUUUGCGAGGGCGGCCGGUGGAAACAGGAAGUGACCCUUGACCUCCAGCCUUAUGAUGCAGGGACAGACAGCGGGUUCACUUUCUCCUCUCCCAACUUCCCCACCAGCCCCUCGGAAAACAUCACAAAGAUCACAUCUCAGAUGCCGAACCAUCCAGCCAACUCCUUCUACUAUCCACGCUUAGAGGAGCUUCCGCCUAUUGCCAGCAUAAAGAUCACUCGACAGAGCAGAUCACCUGACCGCCAAGCCCCGAUGUCCAAUCAUAUUCUGCCUAACUCCAUCAGUCCGCAGCGUUUCUCAGCGACACCACUGGACUGUGAAGUGUCUCUCUGGUCAUCCUGGGGCUUGUGUCUGGGUCCCUGCUCCAGAGGGGGUGUCCGCCACCGCACACGUUACAUCCUCUUGCGGCCAGCCAAUGCUGGCACCCCCUGCCCUGAGCUGGAGGAACAGGCUGAAUGUGUACCACACAGCUGUAUGAGGCUUCAGUAACCCGCAGGGCGCACAAGCACAGAUACUGCCAGUACUCAACACUGGGACUCUCAUGUUAUUACUGCUGGACUAAGAGAUGUUUCUGCAUCUUGAGCAUUUCCUUGAUAAUGCAAAGGAUCUGUGUGUUUGACACGGUCAAAUUGUGGAUAUUUAAGACUUGAUGCAUUGCCUGGGCAACCUGUUAGUAUUAGAUUGUACACUGCUCUGGGUAUAUUUUAAUGGGGAAAAAAGGGAAAUUGAAGUCUGAGUGUGGACAGUUUUUAAUGUUUGAGAUAACACUUUGAAUGUGUUCAGAUAAAAAGUGACUUUUAUAAAUUGUUGUGGGUGCAGAAUAGAAAAACUGAGAGGAAGAUGCAUGACACAUGUGUCUCCUCAAACACCAGUAUAUGACACUUGUUAUGGUUUGUUUCUUCGCAACAACAUAUGCAUUUAAUCUGUACUGCUGAUAAUCUGCUGAUAGCAGCAUACCAGAAUAACAAAUCUUCGACACACACACACACAGACACACACAUGCGCACACACACACACACACACACACACACACACACUAAUGUGCACAAAGAAUUCUGCACACAAAAGUCCUUGCACAUACUGCAUACUUUUACAGGCACGGAGGCGUUGGUUCACGUAGGUAACCUAUACAUGCUUGGCACAUGUAGCUCUUUCAAAAUAACCUCACACCCCGAUUUAUAAAUAUCGCCUUUCACAAGAAACACCUAAUAGCUGACUUGAGGCUUAGAGCCAGUCUAAAGAAGCUGGCCUAUUUUCUAAUAAGAUGCAGGUUUUUAUAGAAAGAAAAAUAAUUAUUUGUAUUAUUAUCUCUUUUGAUAUUUUAAAUGUUUUUGUAUAU
Messenger RNA from Chelmon rostratus (copperband butterflyfish), 1957 nucleotides. It is a transcript of the gene spon2a, whose product is annotated as spondin 2a, extracellular matrix protein. NCBI's taxonomy places the organism in Eukaryota, Metazoa, Chordata, Actinopteri, Chaetodontiformes, Chaetodontidae. Gene Ontology annotation, cellular component: extracellular matrix. Bases 106 to 1107 code for a protein of 333 amino acids. Gene Ontology annotation, biological process: cell adhesion. The record is from RefSeq and is a predicted model, not a curated record. The transcript has 6 exons.